This is a messenger RNA of Sodiomyces alkalinus F11, 875 nucleotides long. RefSeq lists its product as hypothetical. Lineage: Eukaryota; Fungi; Ascomycota; Sordariomycetes; Glomerellales; Plectosphaerellaceae. The record is from RefSeq and is a predicted model, not a curated record. The coding region runs from base 93 to 626 and encodes 177 amino acids. The transcript is spliced from 4 exons. Gene Ontology annotation, cellular component: nucleus.
CCAUAGAUCGGUUCGGAACCCCUGUCACUUUUUUUUGGGUAAAACCCCCCCCCCCCCCAGGAAACGAGUCUACCUCAGCCUUCCUCGACACCAUGGCCAGGACCCUAGAAAAGACUAGGAAAAAGAUUGCGAAGAAGAGAAACGGCGCUGUUGAAGCCCUCCAUGAGUUUUCCAGAGACUCCAAGAGACUCCGUCGCGCGACAGUGAGGGACCAGAAGCUUGAAAAGCUUGCUUCGUCACGGAGCAAGAAGGAGCAGCCCCUUCUCGAACGAGCAACCUACUUUCAGGAUGCCCUCAAAGAAAGAGGGACCGUGCCUCUAGAUAUCUCCACGAUUCAGACACUCAUAAACGAUUUUGUGCACAAGUAUGACGAAGAACACGAAGAAGUCAAGAAGACUCGUCGCCCAGGAAGACCCCCCAGCGCGAAACAGGAUCUUUUAGAAAUGAGGAUUAAGGCUCUCCUGGAGGAACAGAAGCAGGGAUUCUUCGUCCCGGAUCUCACGACGGAAGACAACGUUCGGACAUUCGACCGCUGGGAAGGGUCCUGGUCAUACCUGACCACAGUGUCUUGGGUUCGUGUGGCUGCUGAUAAGACCGUUAAGCCUUCGAGCUUCCCACCAGUGUGAUGAGACCUACCACCUACGUUUCCCGUGCUGGGCCGACAUCCGUCAGAUAUGGGCCAUUCUCGCGGAAGCAUCGACCUGUGGCGCGCCGAGCCACGAUUCAGCUGCGCCUUUUGCCCACCGAUCGAACUGGGGAAUUUGGCAGGCCUGGGCGCGCCGGUACCGCAUCACAGCGAAGGGCUAGUGCGUUGCUGAAAGUCAUCCCUGGUUCCAGCCUGUUGUCGAGUCUAAUGGCCUGUCAUUUCGCUAUGG